Messenger RNA from Echinops telfairi (small Madagascar hedgehog), 2482 nucleotides. It is a transcript of the gene COL8A1, whose product is annotated as collagen type VIII alpha 1 chain. NCBI's taxonomy places the organism in Eukaryota, Metazoa, Chordata, Mammalia, Afrosoricida, Tenrecidae. The transcript is spliced from 3 exons. The record is from RefSeq and is a predicted model, not a curated record. The coding region runs from base 72 to 2309 and encodes 745 amino acids. Gene Ontology annotation, molecular function: protein binding.
UGGUCAUCAUGUCUCCACAUUCUUUUUUACCUGCCCUGGCGUACAUUUUAUAGUUCUCAGUGAUCUUGGUGAUGGCUGGCCCGCCCGCCCCUCUGCAGCUGUUGGGAGCACUGUUUACCAUUGCCUUGGGCUGCAUCCGGCUCAUUCAGGCUGGUGCCUACUAUGGCCUCAAGCCACUGCCACCUCAAAUUCCCCCUCAGAUGCCACCACAAAUUCCACAAUACCAGCCUCUGGGUCAGCAAGUACCUCACAGGCCUUUGGGCAAAGAUGGCCUUGCCAUGGGCAAGGAGCUGCCCCACAUGCAGUAUGGCAAAGAGUAUCCCCACCUUCCCCAGUACAUGAAGGAACUUCCGCCGGUGCCAAGAAUGGGCAAGGAAGUGGCACCCAAGAAAGGCAAAGGAGAAAUACCAUUAGCCAACUUACGUGGGGAGCAAGGUCCCCGUGGAGAGCCUGGCCCAAGAGGCCCCCCUGGUCCCCCUGGUUUACCAGGCCAUGGAAUACCUGGGAUCAAAGGAAAGCCAGGGCCACAGGGAUAUCCAGGAAUUGGAAAGCCAGGGAUGCCUGGAAUGCCAGGAAAGCCAGGAACCAUGGGAAUGCCUGGGGCUAAAGGCGACAUUGGACCAAAGGGGGAGAUUGGACCCAUGGGAAUCCCAGGACCACAAGGACCUCCGGGGCCCCACGGACUUCCUGGCAUCGGAAAGCCUGGAGGGCCAGGGUUGCCAGGGCCAUCCGGAGCAAAGGGCGAACGCGGACCCAAAGGGCCGUCAGGACCCCCAGGCCUUCAGGGUCCUAAAGGCGAGAAGGGUUUCGGGAUGCCAGGUCUGCCUGGGCUGAAAGGCCCUCCAGGGGCGCACGGCCCACCGGGCCCCGUCGGGCUGCCGGGAGUGGGCAAGCCAGGAGUGACGGGCUUCCCGGGGCCCCAGGGCCCGCUGGGAAAGCCAGGCCCUCCAGGAGAGUCUGGACCACAGGGUCCUGCUGGGAUCCCCGGGAUUCAAGGGCCUCCUGGAAUACCUGGAGUUGGGAAACCAGGCCAGGAUGGAAUCCCUGGCCAGCCCGGAUUUCCGGGUGGCAAAGGGGAGCAAGGGCUGCCAGGGCUGCCCGGCCCCCCAGGUCUUCCAGGGAUGGGGAAGCCAGGCUUCCCAGGAGUCAAAGGGGACCGUGGCAUAGGGGGCAUCCCUGGGGCCCUGGGACCAAGAGGGGAGAAAGGACCAGCCGGUCCCCCUGGGAUGGGAGGCCCCCCAGGAGAACCAGGCCUACCUGGAAUCCCGGGUCCUAUGGGCCCCCCAGGUGUAAUCGGUUUUCCUGGACCCAAAGGAGAAGGUGGGGUUGUGGGGCCACAGGGACCAUCAGGCCCCAAGGGUGAGCCAGGGCUUCAAGGCUUCCCAGGAAAGCCAGGUUUCCUUGGUGAAGUGGGGCCCCCAGGCAUGAGAGGUUUGCCAGGUCCCCUAGGACCCAAGGGGGAGGCAGGCCAUAAAGGCUUACCCGGGCUCCCUGGAGCACCAGGACUGCUGGGACCUAAGGGAGAACCAGGAAUCCCAGGGGAACAGGGUUUACAGGGGCCCCCAGGGAUCCCAGGGAUUACAGGCUCCAGUGGCCCCAUUGGACCACCUGGCAUUCCAGGCCCCAAAGGGGAACAGGGUCCCCCAGGGUCCCCGGGCUUCCCGGGAGUAGGAAAACCCGGAGUGGCAGGACUUCAUGGUCCCCCGGGGAAGCCUGGUGCCCUUGGACCUCAAGGCCAGCCUGGUCUUCCGGGACUCCCAGGCCCUCCAGGGCCCCCAGGGCCCCCAGCUGCGAUGCCCCCGACACCACCACCCCAUGGAGAGUAUCUGCCAGACAUGGGCCUGGGCAUUGAUGGCGUGAAAACACCCCAUGCCUACGGGACCAAGAAAGGAAAGAAGGGAGGGCCGGCCUACGAGAUGCCCGCCUUCACCGCGGAGCUGACCUCACCAUUCCCCCCGGUGGGGGCGCCAGUGAAGUUUGACAAGCUUCUCUACAACGGCAGGCAAAAUUACAACCCCCAGACGGGCGUCUUCACCUGCGAGAUCCCUGGCGUCUACUACUUUGCCUACCAUGUGCACUGCAAGGGGGGCAACGUGUGGGUGGCUCUCUUCAAGAACAACGAGCCCGUGAUGUACACGUACGACGAGUACAAAAAGGGCUUUCUGGACCAGGCGUCCGGGAGCGCGGUGCUGCUGCUGCAGCCCGGGGACCUCGUCUUCCUGCAGAUGCCCUCGGAGCAGGCGGCGGGGCUGUACGCCGGCCAGUACGUGCACUCUUCGUUCUCAGGAUAUUUACUAUAUCCCAUGUGAAGAGAGAAAAGAGAUAGCUUGAAGAGAAGGAAAAAAGAGGCCAUGGCACACUAAAAAAAAAAAAAUCCAAAUGAAAAAGACAACUGCUUCAAAAUGUUUAUAAAGUUGGAAGCAUUUACUUUAAGUGACAAUUUGGACCAUCGUGUACAAAUAAAAACGAAAAUGCAUGUUCA